This is a messenger RNA of Oncorhynchus keta (chum salmon), 2312 nucleotides long. Its product is annotated as transmembrane protein 150C. Lineage: Eukaryota; Metazoa; Chordata; Actinopteri; Salmoniformes; Salmonidae. The record is from RefSeq and is a predicted model, not a curated record. Bases 644 to 1387 code for a protein of 247 amino acids. The transcript has 10 exons.
UUGAUGAGAGGGGAUUUUUAAAAAACAAGGCUGUAAUGUAACAACAUUUGGAUGAAAUGAAGGGUUCUGAAUACUUUCUGAAUGCACCCUACCUCUUAGUGAAGUGUCCCACAGCAGAGCAGCUACAGGUUGCCUACUAUCAUGUCACAGGUUAUAGUGUAGGAUAGGACAGUUUACAUGCUGGAAACGAGGCUUACUGCUAUUGCUCUUUCCUACGGUAGAAGGCUCUUUCCUCGCUCGCCUAAAUAUUCAGUGCUGCAAAGAAAAGGUUCGCCCAUGGCCACAGUGUAUAUUCGCGACUGCACACUCCAUUUCACUAUCUCCGGAUUUAGUGCUCUCAGGCACAUGUUUAUAUGACCAUUUGUGACUACGACUGAUAACAAAACUGCGUGUUUCAGUCAAUUAUGAAAUUAGAAGAAGACGGAAUCUAAAUCCAACAGGCGCUGGCUGGCAACGAGCUUUGUAGACACGGGAGCUGUCCAGUAGCAGUGGUGCUGAAAUCAACGGCUGCAGAACAUUGGCCCAAUGGGCUUUUCGCCGCUAUCCAGUGCUGAAAUUAUUCUGGUUCUAGAUACAUACACCUUUCCGUUUACAUAUUAACCCCCGGACCUGACUUUGGCUUGGUCUUAUCAUUCGAGACACCAUGAGGAAGUGCAGUCCCUGGACGUUUCUCCCUAUCAUGUACUCUCUCUUCACAGCCGCUGGACUCUGGGUUGUGUAUUUUAUAGCUGUUGAAGAUGAGAAGAUAACACCCCUGAGUUCAGAAUACAAGCGAUCUGGAACUAAAUCCCCUCCAUAUAUAAGCAUUGCAGGCAAUGCUCCCCCAGCCAGCUGUGUUUUUAGCCAGGUCAUGAACCUGGCUGCCUUCGUAGGGUUCAUCAUUGGUGUCCUCAGAUACCUGCAGCUGAAGCCCCGGGUCCAUAAACCCUGGCUCAAUAUUGGCAGUCUGGUGGCCCUGUCCCUGGCCUGCUUCGGCAUGACCUUGGUGGGAAACUUCCAGCUGUCAAAUGACGAGGAGCUCCACAACAUUGGGACGUCCAUGACGUUUGGCCUGGGGACGUUGUUCUGCUGGGUGCAAUCUGUCAUCACCCUGAAGGUCAACCUGAGGAACGAGGGCCGGAGGGCGGGCAUCCCUCGCUUCCUACUGUCAGGGGCUGUCACCGCCUGCAUGCUGCUCUACUUUGCCCUAAUGGCGCAACGUCUUCACAUGCACGCGGCGCGGGCGCAAUGGGCGCUGGUCAUGUUCUUCCUGGGCUUUCUCGCCACCUUUGCCAUCGAGUUCAGACACUACCACUUCGAGAUUGUCUGCACCGACGACCGUGAUCCACCUCUCAGCCUCUCAGAAACCUUCUCCGAGGUGUCAGAGUACCAGUCGGACCAGCUAUAGGGCGGCUCCAGAGAACAGAACCAGCUAUAGGGCGGCUCCAGAGGACAGAAGCAGAUAUAGGGCGGCUCCGGAGGACAGAACCAGCUAUAGAGCUUUGGCGUACUACAAAAGUUAGCUUGCCUGUGGUUGUCAGUUGGGGGUAAUUUACAAAUUAACAUAUUUGUAAGGGCUCCAGUUUGUCUCUGUUAGUUACUGAAGAAGAGUUAGUUAAAAACUACUGCAUGUCUGAACACAGCCUGUGAACGACUGUCUUUCUACUACUACUGUACCUUGAGGUGAUAUUUCAAAAGCAACAAACUCUUUCCAUGAGCACAAAGAAGGCAUCAUUAUCUUUGUCAACUCAUCAACAGUAACAGGGAUGUUCGCUAAAAGUUGCUAAAUGGUUUAAUUGAAGAUGGCUGUUUUAUGUAGCUGUGAGUUGUAGAAGGAUAGAUAUCUCAGAUUGAUAGUGACACUACCCCACUGACCUUCCUUUCAUAUGAAUGCAGCCAAAUCCUCAAUAGAAUGUGUGAUGGGAGUCAUCACCACUCCCAUUUUGAGUCUUCUCAUUCUACCGACAGAGGUAUUCUGCUGCGUUCUCUCUAUUUCCUGUCCGUCUGUCUACCUCCCUCUAUUUUCAAUCUGAAUUAAGACAGACAACAGUUUGUGAUGAAGCCGAUCUCAGCUUCUCUGUGAAGAUGAGUAGUACAGUAGUAUUAUCAUCCAGGUACAAUGAUGCCAUUUUGAACCAUAUCACUGUUGCACCCAUUAAACACAAGUCAUGGGAACCUUUUUCAGUGUUCUCUCUAUUUCACAUUUCUUAGUACAACACUAGGCUUUAUUAUUACCAUUCAAGCAUAACAGACAAAUGCAUCUUAGUGUUGUACUGCUGUUUGUUAGAACAUUACAAUUAUAUUUUACAAUAAAACUUGUCUUUGCAUUCUGA